AUGCCAACAACCUCUGAUAAACCAGUGGAUAUAACAAACUUAAAGCAACUGGGCAUUUUUCAAGGGAACAGUAGCUUUCGCAUUGUGCGAGCGAUAAUUUCAACAGUUAUAUUUACUUCUAUUAUUCUGAAUUCGGCAUUAGCCAAUUAUAUUUGUAUUUUUCUAACGAACAAACAGAGGUAUCAUUUAGAAAUGGAGAGGAAAAGGAAGCAUUCCUUGGGAAAAAAGGAGACUCAUGCUAAAAAAGAGAAACAAUCUGAAGAACACCUUGCAGGGUCAAAAGAGUAUGAGAGAUCUCCUGUACAUUCUCAGAGAAGUAGUAUUUGCAAUGAGCAGGAGACCGAUAGAGGCAGAGAACGCACAAGACAACGCUUCUCAAAGGAACACAGGGAACAAGCCCCAGAAAGAUACCAAUCCUCAAGUAAAGAUGAGGAGCAGGGCAGGCAGAAAAAGGCAAAGCUGUCCUUAUCUGGAAAGCUGGGUAGUCAAUCUUAUCAACAAUUUGACAGUAGGAAUAUGCCUGACAUGCAGAAGGUAUAUCUACCCAAAAAGCAUAGCUUGAAAAGAUCAAGGAAAUCUGAAGACGAGGACAAGCCGUGUAGCCUAAAAAAGCAAAAGUCCUCCUUUGGAAAACAAGGACAGGAGAAAAGUGUUGAGGAGAUAGGAGGAAGUGGACAAUCUAAGAAAUCGAAGAAGCACCCUGCUCUGUCGCUGGAUGGUUACCAAUUCCAUAGCACACUGGGGAAAGGCAACUUUGGAAAAGUGAUGCUGGCUUCCUAUAAGAGCACAAACAAACGUGUUGCUGUUAAAGUCAUCAAUAAAAAAAAGGAAAACCAGGCAUCCGUCCUGACAGAGAACCGGGUUUUGCAAAUGGCGGUUGGCAGCCCUUUCUUAUGCCAGGGAUUUGCUGCCUUCCAGUCCGAGAUGAAUUCUUUCCUAGUCAUGGAUUACAUACAAGGAGACACUCUUGAUGCUUUUAUGGCUAAAAAGGGCAGUUUAUCUGUAGAAGAAUCAAAAUUCAUCUCAGCGGAGCUUAUAUGUGGGCUACAAUAUCUACAUUCCCAUGGCAUUAUACAUCGUGAUCUGAAGCCAGAGAAUAUUCUUCUGACCAGAGAAGGCCAUGUGAAAAUAGCAGAUUUUGGCCUUGCAGCGGAGAACAUCCUGGGUGAUAAAAAGAUCAGGGAGAGAGUUGGAACACCUGUAAAUAUGGCACCAGAGGUACUCAUGAACAAGGAAUAUGGUGUGUCUGCAGAUUGGUGGGCCCUAGGUAUACUUCUUUUCCGGAUGCUUACUGGGAAAUUCCCCUUUAAUGACAAGGUCAAGCUAUUAACAUAUGUAAAGCAGGUGUUAAAAGCACCACCACGCUACCCUGCCUGGCUGAGCAGUGAAAUUAGAGACAUCCUGGAUAAGCUUCUAAAUAAGAACCCCAAGACACGCCUUGGAGUGAUUGGGAACAUCCGUGACCACCCUUUUUAUAGAGACAUUAACUGGGGAGAUCUAGAGGAGUGUAAAGUGAGCCCUCCAUUUCUGCCAUUUGCAACGUCCGAUCAUGAAACAAGCACAGUGGACUUUAAUCAAUCUUUCAUGAAGGAUAACAUCUCCUCAUGUGAUGACCAUCAUAUCAGUGGCCUGUCUUAUGUGAACUCUGAAUGGCAGGAAUAGAAGCAGAGUGCACCCUCUUGAAUACCACCAGUCAACAGAACAUCGACCGACCAGCAGAUAGCCUCUGCCACCGUCCCUGCUGUGUACCAACAAACAGACUAUCUUGUGCUACAUACUAUAAUAUUAUAACAGAAUAUUGCAGAAUGUAUUGGAGUUAUUGCUAAA
Pelobates fuscus (common spadefoot toad) is the source of this 1827-nucleotide messenger RNA. RefSeq names its product protein kinase C delta type-like. Gene Ontology annotation, molecular function: ATP binding; protein serine/threonine kinase activity. Bases 1 to 1662 code for a protein of 553 amino acids. Lineage: Eukaryota; Metazoa; Chordata; Amphibia; Anura; Pelobatidae. The transcript has 9 exons. Gene Ontology annotation, biological process: peptidyl-serine phosphorylation. The record is from RefSeq and is a predicted model, not a curated record.